Molecule: messenger RNA, 590 nt
Organism: Priapulus caudatus
Lineage: Eukaryota; Metazoa; Priapulida; Priapulimorpha; Priapulimorphida; Priapulidae
Product: low-density lipoprotein receptor-like
Exons: 4
Coding region: 219-590 (123 amino acids)
Cellular component (GO): plasma membrane
Molecular function (GO): protein binding
Source: RefSeq, a predicted model, not a curated record
AGCACGAGUGCGAUGGGGUCAUCGACUGCGCGGACGGCUCCGACGAGAGGAAUUGCAACGCCCAUCCGUGUAUAGACGGCUAUCAGAAGUGUGCAAACGGCUACCAAUGUUACAAGGACGUGUUCGCAUGCGAUGGACAAAAGUUCUGUAACGAUGGAAGCGAUGAGGCCAACUGCGAAACCAAGAGGAGGGCCGCAUGGCAGUUCGAUCGUGGUCACAUGCUACAGCUACAGAAUGAGAAUGAGCCGUGGUCGCUCUGCCUAAAGGACGUGUCGCUACCUUGUUCUGACCAGAAGCGUUGUUAUCUCCAGGAGUUACGAUGCGACGGUCGCAUGGCGUGCGCCGACGGCAGCGACGAAUGGAAUUGCCAGAAUUUCACGUGUUCGCCGGAGAAGGUAAAGUGCGGCGAUAAUAUCGUGUGUAUUUGGUGGGAUUGGAUCUGUGACGGGGUGGAGCAGUGCCCGGACGCCAGCGACGAGGCACGCUGCAGUGAGUUUCAACAGUCCGCAAAGAAACGCAGCAGACGACUAUCACAGCAGGAAUUCCAUCACCUGCGUGAGCGUCUGCCAACCCGUCAACAUUCCGCAUAA